UGGAGCCGAAAGUUGAUCAAAGACUGUUUCACUAUCAAAAUACUUCAAUAUCUUAUACUAAUUGCAGCCUUUGCCAUGAGCCAUCCCACCUCAUGUUUCUCAUUUUAGCUGUUACAUACAUACAAGUAAUGGCAUUUCAGGAGUAUUAUUAAAAUCCCAUGGACUAUUUGGCACCACCAAAUCCAUGAUCCAACUCUGCAUUAUAAAGAGUCUGUUCGUUAAAACUUCAUCAUCUGAGACACAUCCUUCAAAAUUCUUCUCUUUCAUGGUUGUAUUACCAGAAAUCAAGUCUGCCAUGUCUCGCUCAAGCUUGUCAAAGAAGUUGAUAAAGGUGAAGAAGAUGUGGAACCGCAUCACCAACACAAUCCCCCAGAAACUCAGCAACUUCAAGCUCCACAAGGCUAUCAAAACCAUAAAGACCAACACAAAUCGCAUCCUUGCCUUCAAGUCAUUUCGUUUAUUCUUUUCUUUCAAACGACAGUCUUUGACCAGAAAUUCUGACAGGAGAUGGGAGUAUAAAGGCUUGUCUGAGUACUACUACAAGCAAAAUCAGCCUCACAACAACGUCUCAGCCUCUGCAGUAUACAUUGACAAGCUAUACACAGAGCCUGCUGUGUGUGGGGAAAGUAGAGAAGUAGUUGUGGCUCAUGACAAGGUAAGUGUGGGGAAGGGAAAGGAGAAUUCCAGGAGCUUGUAUAGCGUUGAGGAUGCGUGGAAUGCUGUGGUGGCUUCGUCACCGCAGCUACGCGGAGUGGAUGAGAGAGCAGAGGAUUUUAUUUCCAAGGUCAGGGAAGAUAUGAAGCUUCAGAAGGAAAGAUCGCAUCUUGAAUUCCAGGAGAUGCUGAAAAGGAGUGCCUGAAUUAUAUAUUCUUCAGUUCAUAAUAUCAAAGUGUGGUUUUUCUUUCAAUUUUUUGUUCUUGGAAUAGCAAAGAUAGGUUUAGGUUGGGGGACUAGAGGAUUGAACAUAUGAUUUUUUUUAAUUUGUUUUAUUUUUCAUGGGUGACAGAUAACACACUUGUUUUUCAGAAGGGUGUGAUUGUGAUUUGUGCAUAUGAUCAGUAUGGAUUGGUCUGAGAGCUUUUUGGGUAUUUCUUUUGUUCACAUAUAAAAACUUGUGAAUUGGCUUUCUACUCUAUGAAACAAAUAUUUUUUGUGCGUUUUCGAA
Molecule: messenger RNA, 1165 nt
Organism: Tripterygium wilfordii
Lineage: Eukaryota; Viridiplantae; Streptophyta; Magnoliopsida; Celastrales; Celastraceae
Exons: 1
Coding region: 185-859 (224 amino acids)
Source: RefSeq, a predicted model, not a curated record